Funneliformis caledonium is the source of this 855-nucleotide messenger RNA. The record is from the annotation of a GenBank genome assembly. NCBI's taxonomy places the organism in Eukaryota, Fungi, Glomeromycota, Glomeromycetes, Glomerales, Glomeraceae.
AUGCCACAUUUUGUAAUUCAAGUUGAAGAAGAACGCAAAGUUCUAAUUAGCUUUAGAAUAGUUAAAGAUACUUCUCUUUCUUUAGAAAAGCAAACUUUAACCUUUAACGAUUUUUUUAAAAAUCUUAUUCAACCUGUAUUUAGGUUUCGUGAAGUUCAUGUAUUUGUUGGAAAAGGUGACUCAAAAUGGAACUUUGUUCAAGAUGACUUACAGAAUGAACUUAGUUUAUUGAUAACACUUGGCUUUACACAUAUUAAUGGUGUACCAGCUAGAGAUCCUAGUGUAAAUCUAGAAGUAUAUACUAUUAAUACUGAUUCUAAUGAUAUAAUUAAAGAAAUUUAUGAAAAAUUUUUACCAGAUCCAACUUCGUCAACUGAAAACAAUGACCAUUAUGCUGACUUUCAUACAGUAUACCACAAAAUAACAACUGAAGAUCACUGUCUUACAUUAAAACAAAUAGUGAAAUCAGCAGAACGGACUCCAAAAAGAAUAUUUGUAAAUACUAAAGUGUGUGACUAUAUUGAAUGCUUUCAGUGUAACAAACUUCGUUGUAUAUAUAGUAAUCAAGCUUUAGAUGCUAAUGAAAAAAAAGAGUUAUAUCUUGUAAAAGAAGAAAUUAAUUAUAGCUGUAGUUCUUCACUAGUUGACGAAAAUCAUGAAUUCUAUACCAAAGUUUAUGUACACAAAAAUAUUACCUGUAAAACACCAAUUGAAUUAGCUUAUUAUUCUUCUAAUUCACGUCAGAGUAAUCAUAAUUCACAAAUUUGUUAUUGGUGCAGAGUUGAUGGUGGUUUAGUUGAUCCUUCUGUUGAAAAGACAUCUAAUUAUAAGUUUGUAUUUCCAUGUUGUUGUUAG